AUGGGAGCAAAUGAUAUCACAUUGUUAAAAAUGUUACUUUAUCGAUUUUUUUAUAAAUUAAAAGAGGCUGAAGAUAAAAUAAAGGUUUAUGCACAAGUUGGCAUUACGGAUAUUUAUAAUGUUAAAAGUUUUAAUAUAAAUGAGGAUAAGUAUGAUGGUAGCAGUAUUAUAAAUCCUAAGAAAUUGGAAAAAUAUUUAGUUGAUUCUACGGGUAAUUAUGUUUAUGUUUACAAAAAAAACAAAGAAAAAAAUACACCAGCAAACGACAGUCCGGUAUUAGAAAAUGCAGUAGCAACAAGUAGUUCAAAGGUUUAUGAUGAGGAUGAGAUUAUUGAAUUAGAUAAUUUUACAGGUCCAAGUCCAAAAAAUGCAAAAAAAAAUAAAGAAGCAAAUACCAAGAAAUUCAAGUCUAAGCAAUAUUACUACGUUAUGCCUGUUCAAGAAUCCAUGUACUUUGUUGAACUUGAAUUUGAUGAAAGUGAAGUCAAGAAAGAAAAGAAUUCAGACGAGAAUAAAUACAAGUAUAUAAAGAAAGAAUACGUCGAAACUAGAAAAAAAUACAAUUAUAUAAUGAAAAAAGAAAAUGAGAAAACAAAGGAUAAAGAAACUAAAGAGCACAACGAAAUAAAGAAAAAAUAUGAAGAAAUAAAGAGCAAUUAUGAUAAAAUAAAGGAGGAUGAAAAGGAGAAUGAAAAGGUGAAUGAAAAGGUGAAUGAAAAGGUGAAUGAAAAGGAGAAUGAAAAGGAGAAGCAUGGACACGAGGUGGUGGAUGGUGGACUAGAAAAAGGGAGUGAUGAAAAGAAGAAGAUAGAAAUUGAGUACGAGGAAAAAAAGAAUGCAUGCAAGGAAAAGUGGAAUGAAUAUGUGGAAAAAAAUAAAGAAUACGAGGAAAUAAAUGACGAAUACGAGAAAAUAAAUGACGAAUCUGAAAAAAUAAAAGAAGACGAAAAGACCAAGGAAAAAGAAGAGAGUGGAAAUGUGGCAAAGACUGAAUAUGAAAAUAUAAAAAAAAAAUACGAGGAAAGUCAGAAAGGAAUUGGUGGAGAAUAUGAAAAUAAAAAGAAAGAAUACAAUGAAAUAAAGGAUAAAAACGAAAAUUUAGAAGAAGGGGAUGAAAAGGAGAUGAAAAGUGACUUCGAGAAAAAAAAGAAAGAAUACAAGGAAAUAAUGGAUGAAUACAAGAAAAUAAAGAAAUAUGAAAUGAAAGGUGCAUUUGAUAAGUACGAUCAGGCAAAGAAAGAUUACGAUAAUGCAAUGAAAAAGGAUAAAUGGGCAGACAAGAAUAAGUACAGUGAAAAAAAAGAGGAAUACGAGUACGAAAAAAUAGAGAAUGAAUACAAGGAAAAGAAGAGAGCAUAUGAGGAGGUAAUGAGGAAAAAGGAUAAAGCAAUAAAAAAAAUCAGGGAUGAAAAGGAGAAGGUAAUGAGGGAAAAGAAUAAAGCAAUAACAAAAAUCGGGGAUGAAAAGGAGAAAAACGGGGAUGAAAAGGAUAAAGCUCAUGACGAAAAUCAAAUUGCGGAUGAUAUACAAAAAGAUGUGGAAGAUUAUCUGAAUAAAAAUAAGAAAACAAUUUCUAAAGUAGAGAAAGAAUAUGAGAAAAUAUUGGUAAAAUACAUGGACGAAAAGGAGAAAAAAUUAGAGACUGAGACAAGGAAAAAAUACCAAAAAGCAAAAGCUAAAUACACAAAUGAUAAGAAAAAAGAAAUAACGGAUAAAUACCAAAAUAAAAAAGUGAAGGAAGAAUACAAGCAAGCAAUUAAAGAUACCGAAACUUACUACAAAAAUAAAUUGGAGGAAUGCGAGAAAGAAAAGGAAAAAAUUAAUGAAUACCGUAGUGCGGAUUGGGAAAAGUAUUACGAACAAUUGGAGAUAAUAAACAAAGAGUGCAAUAGAAUAGAGAAUGAAGGCAAGGAAAACAUGGCUAUAAUCAUUUACGAGAUAAGAAAGAUUGAAUAUGAGGAAAUAAAGAGAGACCAUUAUUAUUUCACUGAUGAAAAGGAAGACAGUAAUCUACUGAAAAAUUAUAAAAUAGCAUACCACACGAAAGAGGCAGAAUACAAGGAAGCUAAGGAAAAAUACAUGAAAGUAAAGUGGGGUGUAGUUCAAAAAUACGAUGAUGUAAGGAGUGAAUAUGAGAAAGCAAAAGAAGAAAAAAAUAAAAAAAUGACAAAAGAAAAGAAGGAAAGAAUCAGGAAAAUCAAGGAAGAAAUCAAGAAAGAAAUUGAGAAAAUCAGAGAUGAAAUAGGUUGUGAUGGAAUUGCAUUUCACGAUUAUGCCGGUGGAAGAUUCGAAAAACAAAAAGAAAUCUCCAGAUUCAAACCAGACGACCUUGAAAAAGGACUUCCUCCUCCCCAUAUUGAUUCUAUUAGGGAAAGCCCUUCAAAAAACCCUUCAAAAAAGGAGGAAUCGAAAAAAACCCCAAUUGAGGAGGACAAUGAACUGAAGAAAGUGCAUAUUAAAGAGGAAUCGGAGGAGCUAGAGCGAAAAUGGGAGGAACAGGAAUUGUCGAAUUUGGUGAAACAUGAACUUAAUAUACUGAGACUAGAAAGACAAAAACUGAUGGAGCCGGUACAAGAAAAUAUAGCACCAAAUUACUUACAAUCUGAGGGUUGGUUUGAGAAAAAACUCAAUGAAAUAAUAAAUUCCUAA
Molecule: messenger RNA, 2649 nt
Organism: Entrophospora candida
Lineage: Eukaryota; Fungi; Glomeromycota; Glomeromycetes; Entrophosporales; Entrophosporaceae
Source: the annotation of a GenBank genome assembly